Molecule: messenger RNA, 2888 nt
Organism: Metopolophium dirhodum (rose-grain aphid)
Lineage: Eukaryota; Metazoa; Arthropoda; Insecta; Hemiptera; Aphididae
Product: ATP-binding cassette subfamily G member 4
Exons: 13
Coding region: 281-2404 (707 amino acids)
Cellular component (GO): plasma membrane
Molecular function (GO): ATP binding; ABC-type transporter activity; ATP hydrolysis activity
Source: RefSeq, a predicted model, not a curated record
GCGCAGGCAAAUAAGUAGUCAAGUCCAACAUUAGUAAUAUUAUGCAGCUAGUAGUGGUUGCGAUGAACUGCAGGCAAACGGUCCUCGUACGUUCCCGAUCGAAUUAUGCGUGAUAUUUAAAAUAGGUUUUUUUAUUCUUUUCGAAUUCAAUCCGUACGGAAACCGGACGCUGAUAUCCGUACGACUAUUAUUUAUAUAUUAUAUAAAUAUAUAAACGUACUAUCAAACACUGCGCGCAAAAGUUUUCAUUCUGUUGCCGCUGCAGCGAUAAUUAUUCAUCAUGACCAUAAUCGAUGAAUCCAUCGUCGUUCCCAUGAACGAGCUGUCCAACGUUAAACAAGACGGCCGUUUAAUUAUCGAUCCCGUGUCUGUUGACAGGAAAUCCGGCGCGGUCAAAGUGACGAUCACGCCAUGCCAGCCCAAGACCCUGAGUCACCUGCCCAAGAGGCCGCCUGUGGACAUUGCCUUCUCCGACCUCAUGUACACCGUGACCGAAGGCACCAAAAACACUUCCAAAAAUAUUUUAAAAUCCGUAAGCGGCCGUUUGAGAUCAGGCGAGUUGACUGCCAUCAUGGGGCCAUCCGGUGCCGGGAAAUCCACACUGCUGAAUAUUCUCACCGGAUACAAAUGUUCCGGAGUUAAAGGUUCCAUCACGAUUAACGGGCACGAAAGAAAUUUGAGUCAAUUCAGAAAACUAUCAUGUUAUAUUAUGCAGGACAAUCAGCUCCAUGCCAAUUUAUCUGUAGAAGAAGCUAUGCAAGUGGCUACUUCGCUAAAGUUAGGGUCAGACAUAUCGAAGGACAGCAAAUAUCAAGUGAUUCAAGAAAUAUUAGAAACAUUAGGUUUACAGGAACACCGAAGGACAAUGACAAGCAAUUUGUCAGGUGGACAAAAAAAACGUUUGUCCAUUGCUCUUGAACUUGUGAACAAUCCUCCCAUUAUGUUUUUCGACGAGCCAACUAGUGGCUUAGACAGUAGUUCUUGUUUCCAAUGUAUUUCCCUGCUGAAAUCGCUGAGUCGUGGCGGCCGUACAAUCAUCUGUACGAUUCAUCAACCCAGUGCUCGGCUGUUCGAGAUGUUUGACCAUCUGUACACCCUUGCCGAAGGACAGUGUGUCUACCAAGGAUCCACGAAACAACUCGUCCCUUUCCUCGGCACCCUCGGACUCGAAUGUCCCAGUUAUCAUAAUCCCGCGUCUUACCUUAUCGAGGUGUCAUGCGGCGAGUAUGGAGACAAUGUACGUAAAUUGGUGACGGCCAUUAACAAUGGAAAAUAUGAUAUUCAAGUUGGUAAACCAUUCCCGCAACCAGAAAAUUUGAAUAAUGUCAACCAGAAGGAAAUAAUGAAAAGUAGCAACUUGUCUUCUAACUUUAUUGAAAUAGAUAAAUUAUCAAAAUCUGUGGAUUCUGAUAGUUUAUUGCAGUAUUCAGGGAAUCAAUUUUCUAAACCUGAUGACGCUAUUAAUACUGAAUUGAGUUCGAUUAAAACUGGAAAUCUAAAUAAUGCAGAUGAAGCAACUGAUACCUUAUUAAAGAACGGUUUACCAAGUAGUCAACAGCGAUAUGCUACAUCUGAGUUUGCUCAAUUUUGGAUUGUUCUCAGGCGGACAUUACUGUUUAGCAGAAGAGAUUGGACUCUUAUGUACUUACGUUUGUUUGCACACAUUUUGGUCGGGUUUUUAAUUGGUUCAUUGUAUUAUGAUAUUGGUAAUGAUGGCGCCAAAGUACUUAGUAAUCUUGGAUUUCUAUUUUUCAACAUGUUGUUCCUUAUGUACACAUCAAUGACAAUUACCAUUUUAUCAUUCCCUCUAGAGUUGCCCGUUUUGAUCAAAGAAAAUUUUAAUAGAUGGUAUUCUCUUAGAUCAUAUUAUUUGGCAAUUACAUUAUCAGAUAUUCCGUUCCAGGCAAUAUUUUGUGUCAUGUAUGUGGGUAUUGUGUAUUACAUGACUUCACAACCACUUGAAAUGUUCAGAUUUGGUAUGUUCUUAUCAGCCUGUCUUCUCAUAUCAUUUGUUGCUCAAAGUGUUGGACUCGUAGUUGGAGCUGCGAUGAAUGUACAAAAUGGAGUGUUCUUAGCACCAGUCAUGUCUGUACCUUUCUUGCUGUUCUCUGGUUUCUUUGUGAGCUUUGAUGCUAUACCUAUUUAUUUGAGAUGGAUCACAUACUUAAGUUAUAUCCGUUAUGGUUUUGAAGGUACAGCAUUGGCUACUUAUGGUUACAAUCGAACAAUCCUCCAAUGUCACCAGAUUUAUUGCCACUUCAAAAAACCGAGUACCACACUAAGGGAAUUAGAUAUGACAGAUGCAAGCUUUUCUUUGGAUAUUGUCGCCUUGAUUAUAAUAUUCUUUGUGCUACGUAUAUCUGCAUUCAUAUUUCUCCGAUGGAAGCUCAAGUCUUCACGUUAAUUUAUGUAAAUUAUUUAAAAGCUCUUCUAUUAUGAUCAACUAUACGCUAAUAGUUAAUUAAGAUAUAAAAUUUAUCUGUGAAUGUAUAUAUAGUAUAUAUACAAAUCUAUUAUUAUAUUUUCUAUAUUAUUAUUGCUCGGUUAUGGUUUAUACAGAUUUUAUAAUAAUUAAAUGUAAUUUUGUGAUAUAAACAUUUUUAAGCAAUAUAUGUAUUUUGAAGAAAAAAAAAACUACAAGGCAUUUGUUUUAAUAGAUUUAACAUAUCGUUUUGUUAAGUAACUGUGGUUAAUAGUUUUCAUUUGUUUAUUUAUUUUUUUAUUUUUUUUUAUGUGUGUUUAAUCUUUAGAACUGCGACCAAAUUUUAUCAGAUUAAUUAAUAACUUAUUAUUAUUGUUUGUAUUUCUUUUUUAUAUAUGUAUACAUACAUUAUACAUAAUGUUAAAUCAAUUGUAUUAUGAAAUAUACUUUGAUCUGAUUCCUUUUA